UUUCAUAAAACCUAGACCUUAGACACUGCAUCUCCCGUACACUUGAGAACUAUAUAAGAACUCGGCACAGACUUUCUUAUAUACAUCCAUUUACAGUAGUUAUUCGCUGCCUUUUACACUCCCGUUUGUUCUUCCCUUUGUUAUUUACGAACUGCGCAAUUCCUGUAUUCAUGCCUCAAAAUUAAAUCCCAUUUCAGUAGCCUUUCUGCAAUUUAUCUUCCCCUCUAUCGAAUGGUUUCUGAUUUUUGCUCAAUCCUUCACCACAAUGCCAUUACCCAAUCUAUUCUCCAGCCGCUUACCCUACCAUAUUCAGAGAAUUUCUCUCUCUUUUCAAAUCUUUCCUUUUCUGAAUUCACUUUUAGUUCAUGACUUUUCCACAAAUUCAAUGAAAAAAAGACCAUCUUCCACUUCGAUUUCAAUAACAAGAUCACCCACAAAUUCGAGGGGAAGAAAGCCAACUUCCAGUUCAAUUGCAAAAUCACCCACAAAUUCAAUUAGUAAAAAACAUCUUCUUCUACUGCCUCCCCAACAUCAAAUUCGUCGAAUAUUGAUGAUUUAGUUUCCGAAAAGGUGUUCAGAGCUUUGAUUUACCAUUCCCCUGACGAAAAUGAAUUUGAUUCUCUUAUGCGUGAGAUCAAUGUCAAAGCAGAUCAUAAAAUCGUUGAAAAAACCAUUCGUAGCUUCACAAACAACUGGAAAAUUGCUUACAACUUCUUCAAUUGGGCUGACACACAAUCUGGGUAUGAACAUAGCACAGGGGUUUGUAAUCUUAUGCUUGAUAUUCUCGGUAAGGCUUUGGAAUUUGAUCUUUGCGAGAAAUUGAUCGAAAAAUUGCGUGAGAAAAGUGGUUUGGCGGAUCAAACCACAUUUCGGAUCAUGUUCAAGAGGUAUGCCUCUGCCCAUAUGGUAAAAGAAGCUAUUGAGAUUUAUCAAAAAAUGGAAGACUUCAAAUUGAAAGAUAAGACUGCGUUUUUCACCCUUAUUGAUGCUCUCUGUGAACACAAACAUGUUACUGAAGCAGAAGAAUUAGCACUCGGAAAAGAUCGUGAAUUCCCCAUAGAAACAAAGACUUAUAAUAUUGUUAUUCGUGGGUGGUGCAAAUUGGGGUGGUGGCAAAAAUGUAGAAGCUUUUGGGAGGAAAUGGAUCAAAAGGGAAUAGCUCGAGAUCUAUAUUCAUACACCAUUUACAUGGGUAUUCUUAUAAAGAUGAAUAAGCCAUGGAAAGCUGUUAAAUUGUAUGAUGAAAUGAAAGAGAGAGGGAUUGUUUUUGAUACUGCUGCUUAUAACACUGUGAUCCAUGCUCUUGGCCUUGCAAAUGAAGUGAGAAAGUCUCUUCAAGUCUACCAUGAAAUGGUGGAUACGGGGUGCCCCCCGAACAUAGUGACUUACAAUACCAUAAUCAAGCUUCUUUGUCGCACAGGCAGAAUUACAGAGGCCUAUGAUCUGUUAGAGCAAAUGCCUAGCAAUGGUUAUGCACCAAAUGCCAUUACGUACCAUUGUUUCUUUUCUAGCCUAUCAGAACCAAAGGCACUUCUGGACCUAUUUGAUAGAAUGGUUGAGAGCGGUUGCAGCCCAAUAAUGGAAACUUAUGUCAUGUUGAUUAAGAAGUUUGGGAGUUUGGGAUAUUUACGACCAGUUUUUCAUGUAUGGAAGGUGAUGGAGGAAAGAGGUUGCAGUCCUGAUGAGUUUGCUUACAAUGCUCUCAUUGAUGCUUUGAUACAAAAGGGUAGAUUAGACCUUGCAAGGAAGUAUGAUGAAGAGAUGUUGGCGAGAGGCGUCUCAUUAAGGCCUCGCAAGGAGUUACAAAUGAAGUCAUUAGGUGGAAAUUCUGAUUAUGAAAUCGAUGACUUUUGACUAAUAGAGCGUUGGUUGGGGGGAUUGCUCUAAAAUUUGUUAGUGGUGGUGGGGCUGAAUGUGAAUUUUGUCCGGUGUGGUGCUUGAAUAUCCAUGGAUGGAGUUAUUGAUCUAAAAGUUAUUGAUCUAAACUCUAAACCUCUACUUCAGAAAGUGGGAAUGUAUACUAUAAAAUAUGGCCCAUGGAAGAGGCAUAGACUAUUGGGUGGCUGCUGUCCAUGAAAGUGAUGAAUGGUCAUAGCAACUGGCACUCAACAUUGUGGUCAAGUCACUCCCAUUCACUUUUACAUCAUCUCAAUGGAAGAUGGUGCGUGUGAAAGAGCAUUGAGAAUUAUGGAAUGACUGUACACAAUGUUGGCACUAACUUCCUGCCGUAUUUGACUUAGUACCGAGAUAGGAAAGUUCAGUGUAUGACAGAAUGCUACCAAAGUCGUCAUGAUGCAACUUGAUGACAUCAGCUUCCGAGUGGCUUCCAUAGUUAAGCUCAACUUCGACAACCCAGGCCCCUCAAGUAUAGGGGGCAUUUUCAGAGAUUUCAAUGGCAUCGCCCUCUUCUCCUUCUCCCACUUCAUUGGCAACACCAACUCCACCGCUGCUGAAGCCUUAGACCUUCUUGUAGGACUUCGCAACUUCAACUCCUCUUGGGGUGCCACUCUGAUCAUCGAAGGGGACUCUAACAAUGUUAUAGCCUGGGCAUCAAGAUCCUCCCCCUGCCCUUGGAACUUAGAUCGCAUUUUUGACUAAAUUUUCCACCUUUAAGGGGAUAUUCAUGUUGUUUGGCGGCAUACUUGGAAGGAAGCCCAUGCUGCAGCCGAUGCCCUCACUAAGGAAGGAACCUCACAGCAGAACACAUGGGACUUUUGGGCACCUUUUUGAGCACUAGACCCAACCUUUUGUUUUCAUGUUCAACAAUCUUAAAUUGCAUAGCAUUUUUUGGGCUCUGUAAGGAGUUUUUGUACACGAUCAUCAGGAAUGUUGGUGGAUCAACCUUUUGUAUGUCUUUUAAUACAACAUUUAACACUUUAAAAAAAAGAUGACAUCAGCUUCCGAUUAACAGCAUAUAGUUUAACGAAAGGCCCACGUACUGUGGAAAAAAAAAAAAGGGAAAGAUGUUGAUGCCCUCUUUUUGUGGGUUUGAUGUUUUGGAGCUUUAGACAUUUCCAAUUGGAGCUCAAGCUAGCAUUUCUUCUAGUUGAACCAUUUACCAUACAAAACAAUGGUAACGAUGUAGGAGCUGGGCUCUUUUGAGAGGCUAAAUUUAAUUUACAUGGUCUGAUGUUUGUUUUGCUGUAUAAUAGUCUCACUUCAGAAUCAGUUCUUGUCUAUUAAACAGUGAUAAAGUGACACCACUUAGUCCAUAUCCUUCAACCAGGAAAAUCAAAUAACGCAUGGAGCUUGGCUUUGAACCAUGAAAUGAUUGGCUUAGGACAAAAACUAGUAUAUAUACUUGGUUUUACAUAACCCAUCUUUUUUUCAUUUUCCAUUCUUGUUGAUUUCAUGAUGCCUUGUAACAUGGAGCUUGGCUCCUAUAUCCAAUCUGGAAUGAUUAAAAAGGGUUGACUAUGCAUUUUUAAUUGAAUUUUGGGUUUUUCUCUUUGUUUAUUGAGUAUAAGCUAUUGAACUGAAUUGGCUAUUGUCACAUAUGGGAUUAUGCAGUGAUUAUUUGGAGCUCCUAUGUGGCGGUUAUGAUCAUGCAAUUUUUGACUGGUAGGCUCUUGCGAUCAUUCAAAAUGGGAUUUUUGUGUGCAUUGAAAGUUGUCCGUGUUCUAAUUUUGUGUUUUAGAUUCCUUUUCUUCAUUUUCUAUGUUUUAUAUUUGAAUUUUUCUGUAAUCAUUGUUUUAUAUAAUACUAAAAGCUGUUCCAGUUUAUAUAUUCGGUUUUGUGUUAUUAAUUCUACGAUUUUUACCUCUUAGGCUCCGGCUUAGUGGUAAGCUUAUUGCUCUGGGUGGGGGGAGGUAGUGGUUCGAACCCUUGAAGGUUAUCCCAAAAAGUCCAAACUAGCUAACCCAGCCCCCCGUUUUUUUAGUGGGAAAUCCCAUGCUUAUGAGGUUUUAUUUAUGUCCUUCUUAGGGCCUAAUUCAUGAGACUAUACCCUUUAAAGCUUUAGGACCCAUUUGGGCAAGCUGACGUUUUCCUGUCUCUUGCAAUUUAAGCGCAAUUGGCAAAUAAUUUAUCAAUUUAUUAAUCUCUUUUUAUUUAUGAAAAGCAGAAAAAGCAGUUCUCUGAGUGAUUUCUAUUCACUACUUAAGGUUAACAUUAUCAAAAAAAGAUAUCUAUUCACUACUUAGGUUGUUCGGUCGAUACAAAAUAAGUUUCAGAGUUAAAUCUUUGUUUAAAGCCACAAUUUUGACACUUUUACCCAUCUUCAUGGUUUGUAAGAUAUGCAUAUGAUAUCUUGAAACUACACUAUUAUGAUAUCUUGAAAUAUAUGUAUUAAAUUAAUGGACUAUAUUUACAGGAGAGCAAGAAUUUCCUUCAUUUUGUAGUGUUUAUACUUGAUAUAAUACACUAGUUGAUUCAUAUGGGAGUAAAAGAAUUAAUUUGUUCCUUAGGAAACUGAUUUUGCAAAGCUUUAUCCAUCCUUGGAUAAAAUGAAUAUGCCUGUUCUAUUAAUGGAAAAUAUUCUAUAAUCCGAUUGGCCAUACUAUAGUCCACUGGAUUCAGCACCAUCCAUUUAAAAGAUGGUAAGGUAAUGGAGAGAAUGUAGGAUGUAGAGGACAUGGCCUGUACUGGUGUUUCCCACCCACUCCAUGAACGUUCAUUAUUUCAUUGGAUAGUGAUGAUCUUAUGGUUUUCCAUAGUCAAUUCUAUUGUAGUUUCCAUACAUUAAUCUCAUAUUAUUUAGUAAUAGUUACCAUCUUUCUGGUCCACAUGUGUGCUUAUAUUUAUUGGCAUGAAUGGAGAGACUUACUGCAACACGGCCACAUUGGUCUCAUGUGUUCAAAACUCAUCCAAGUACAGGGGUCCAAUUGUGGGGAUAUUGAAGGGAUUUGCAGGCCUCAGUGGUGCAAUUUUGACCCAUAUAUACACCAUGAUCAAUGCCCCCUGAUCAAGUUGCACCCAUCUUCAUGAUAGCUGUAGGACCAGCUAUGGUGAUCAUUGCUCUUAUCUUCUUUGUUCGACCAGUUGGAGGGCACAGACAAGUUCAAACUUCCGAUAAUUCAAGCUUCACAUUUGUGUACGGUGUAUGCCUCCUCCUGGCAGCUUAUUUGAUGGGAGUUAUGUUAGUCGAAGAUUUAACAGAUGUUUAUAGGGAUGCAACCAUAGUGUUCACUAUUGUAUUGUUUAUUCUUGUUUUGCUUCCCAUUGUUAUGCCUUUGAAAUUGCAGUUUUGCGAGGACUCCAAAUCUCUAGUAGAUGGGACUCCAUUGCAAGAGCCUCUAAAACAGGAAACAGAUGAGAAACCCAUACGUACACCUGAGGUGAUAUUAGGUGAAUUUGAGGAUGAGAAGCCAAGGGAGGUUGAUUUGCUUCCAGCUUGUGAAAGGAAGAAGAGAACUGCAGAAUUGCAGGCUUGAUUGCUAAAAGCAGUGGCAUGGGGAGCUGUCAGAGUGAAGAGGAGAGGGCCCGCGUGGAGGAGAACACUUCACCUUGUUGCAAGCAUUGAUCAAAAGUGAUUUUUGGCUAAUCCUCUUCUCUCUCCUGUUGGGUGGGGGAUCGAGCCCAACAGCGAUUGAUAACAUGGGUGAGUUAAGCCAAUCCUUGGUUAUGAGAACACCCAUUUAUUUGUUUCCAUGAUCAGCAUUUGGAACUUUCUUGGUCGAGUUGGUGGGAGUUACAUUUCUGAGGUUGUUGUCAGGUAAAUUGGAUUUGUUAUGCCACCAUUUGGUAGCAUCCUCCAUGAAUUUCUGGUUGAGAAUUCAUGCAUUUUACUUCAUGUUGAAUUUCAUAAACCCUAUUCUGAGUGCUACAAGCAUAUUUUGCCUCUCA
Molecule: messenger RNA, 5784 nt
Organism: Amborella trichopoda
Lineage: Eukaryota; Viridiplantae; Streptophyta; Magnoliopsida; Amborellales; Amborellaceae
Product: Pentatricopeptide repeat (PPR) superfamily protein
Cellular component (GO): mitochondrion
Molecular function (GO): protein binding; mRNA binding
Source: RefSeq, a predicted model, not a curated record